CCCGCGCGCUCAACCUUCCAAGGUACCUGCAACUUCAAACUAUGUGACAGCGAGAGUGGCAAUUAUCAGAAAAAGACAAAAUUUCUGACAUAWUUAAAGGGUUGAAGGCAGGUCAUAGAUCAAGUUCUUGCCGGUCAAUUAAAAACAUAAAAUGAUAAACAUUAGGAAAGUCUUCUUGUUUCUUGGCGUUUUGAGCUUAGUGUUUCUUCUUGGAAUUGAAACUACAGAAUCUAAGUCGCUAAAUCAAGAUGGCAGUAAACUCACCCACUACAASACUAMWACCCGUGGCCUUCAAAGCAAUAAUGGUAAGAAARACGUAGACACCAACGCCCAUGGUCAAAAUGAUGAAGUUACAGGAGACAAAGCUGUUGAAUUGUCAUCUGGCGACAGCCGCGAUGAAGAUGCUGAUUCAAGCGCUUCGGGAACACCUUCAGUUGACGACGAUUUAAUGUCAACCAGUAAGGCCGGCUCAGGCCGUUCUGAUGACGAUCGAGAUAACUCCGAAAACAAAGCUUUGACCAAAAGCAAAGUUCCGGGUAUUUCGAAAAAUCCGGUUGAAAAUCCCUCGUAUGAUCCAGUCGACAAUACAGACCUCUCGUUAGAGAAACCAGACUUACCCAAUGAUGACAAUAUURUCUUAAAGGAGGAAAGGAAUGAAACUAGUCACGAUAAAAAUUCACAAAUGAAUUCAACAAGCAAUAUAAAUGACAAUACUUCAGAAGAAGAAUCUGGAUUUUCAGGAAACCCUGAUGAGGACACCGAUGAGGAUUUAUUCUCGGACAAAAAGAAUGCCACUAGACCAGUCGAAGAURACAAACCUCUUAAUCGAAAUAUCACAUCUGUUAAUACAACUACGGCGACCACAAAGAAGCUGUUAAACUUUCUGGAUAUAUCGGAAAAAUACAGCAAAAAUUCGCCAGAUAAAUCUGGAAGCACCAAUAAUAUUGCAUCUCAAAACGCAAAGAACGAUCCCAGYUCAUCUCAUUCAGUGGAUUCAAAAUUAUCUACCUACGCUAUAAACAGCAGAUAUUCACCAUCAAGGCAAUCGUUUGCAAAUGUUUUGCAAGCAUCAGGUCGUGUAGUUACUCCUGGAACUGGGUACAGAWCUCCUUAUUURGCGUAUCAUCAGUCGAAUUCCUUGCAAAAUCCGUUAGCCUUCCAGAAUGUAUUUUAUUCAGAUCGUGCAAAAAUGGCCAAUCCACAGACUUUCUCUCAGUAUUACCGAUGGUAUCAGCAUAUCAAAACAGGUUGGCCUUAUAAAACUGCCUAUCGAAUCCCUGAUCGUCAACGCCCGUAUUCUCCGCAAUUUCCUUAUACUCGACCUUUAACGUCCUGGUAUAGAGAAAACAUAGCGCCUUAUCAGAGAAAUAACGUUCCUAAGCAAGCACCUUAUUCAUUGUCUAAUACAAAUACAAGAKCUUACCAAAGAAAURGUGUUCCACAGCAGGCAUCUAACCUCAGUCCAGGUGCUUCCUGGUCCAAUAGAGGUAAAGUGCAAUAUCAAAGAACAAGUGUUCCCAAACAGGCGCCUUAUCUCCGUCCARGCACUUCCUGGUCUAAUUCAGAUCAAGUUCAGUAUCAGAGAGCUAGUGUUCCAAAGCAAGCAUCUGGUAAUUCCUGGUCCAAUAUAGGUAAAGUCCAAUAUCAAAGAAAUAGUGUUCCGUCGCAAGCAUCUAACCUAAGUCCAGGUGCUUCCUGGUCAAACACAGAUCAAGUUCAAUAUCAAMGAACUAUUGUUCCAAAGCAAGGAUCGUAUCUUCGUCCAGGUUCUUCCUGGUCUAACACAGCUACCGCACUGUAUCAGAGAUCAGAUAUUCCGCGCCCGGUGCCAMAUUCACAAGGACACGCACCUUUUAAAGUAUUUGAAAAUGCKCUUUUGAACAAAAGGCAACAGAUAUACCAGAACUACCCUUAUUACAAGAACAUGAACUUCAAUGCCGUCGCGUCGUCCAKGUCGAAUCCUUUCUUACAACCAAAUAAUCAAGAAAAUCGAUUUUAUGCUGGAGAAGCUAAGGCAACGGUGGGUCCUCCCAUGUCAAAUAACGCACCACUGAAAUCUUCACAAAAUCAAACGAAGAAGCACGCAUUCAAUGUGUUCCAGGCGGCCAUUUACUUGGCUGAUCUGCUAAAGAACGAGAGCUCAAGAUUAGAGGGUCAAUCAUCAGGGGAUAAUGGUUUACCUGAAGACCUUAAAGACACUGAUGAUGAUUUUAAUGACGAUAGAGGGUCUGGAGAUUCRUUAGUUAGACAGAGACCCAAAGCUACUGCACAAUCCAGCGUUUUUGCAGAUAAUGAGCAAGUAGAUAGGYUGGUGCAGGCGCAGGACCUUGGCAAAGGGGAGAAUGAAGGUUCUGGAGAAAAUGCACUUCCUGAAUUUAAAGAAGCCAACGAUGGUUCUGGUGAAGUUAUCGAAUUGGAAAAUCUAAAGAAUAAAGAGAAGCAAUACAAAACACAGAACUCGAUUGAGAAUUUUGAAAAGUCUCCAUCCACCAUUCAAUCAAGUSUGUCGAGUCCUGAGCCUACCAUUGUCACUGGAGGACAAGCAACGGCUGGUGUCCAACAAAACYCMCARGUGUUUAGCGAUGCAGCUCAGACACAGUCUUAUUCCCCAGCCACAGUAGAUCAAACACAACAAAACACAGGCACACCAGCAAACACAGGCACACCAGCCUAUGCAACACAGACCUCUUCAAAUGAACAGUACUAUAACGGUGCGUCAUCUCAAACUGCACAAACCAAUCAAUAUUAUAACGACGCAGCCACGCAGCCGGCUAARCAGGCAUACARUGACGCUUCGCAACAGGCUACCUCUGAAACUGCACAGUACUACAACGAUGAAGCCUCCCAAAGCGCACCACCAACCCCGCAAAGUAUCCAAGCUUACGCAUCUGAGACACAGAACGAUGCCUUGCAAGCACCACAGGCAGUUGAUGCCGCUAUCGAAGAUACCCAUCCAGGAGCCCAGACAGCUAACUAUGUACCUAGUGUGACUACAAAUCCUUCAGAGGUUAUGAACAAUGCAGAAGGCAUCCCUCAGUCAGUUGAUGCUGCUACGUUAGCUACGCCACCACAAUCUCAACAGUAUUAUAAUAGUCCAACUGAACAGACUGUUGCACCUCAACAAACAACUUCGAAUGACUUAACGUCUUCUUUUAUGGCGAACAGCAAUGGUGYAACACAGAAUGCUGCACAACAACCUAUACARUAYACUAGUAAUGAAGCACAGGCAUAUACCAACCAAGCCAAUCAGGCUUAUCAAGAACCUGUUAGCGGAGUUGAACUACGAAAACAAGACACACUAGAUGAAAACAGAUUCAGAACAAUUGUYUGUCAAAACAACCAGGACACRAUAAUGUGUCCUCAAGGAAAGAAAAUCAAUAUCACUGAUGCUCAUUAUGGAAGCAUGGGRCAGUCUUCAUGUCAAGGACCAGAGAACGCAAACUUCCUUCCCAUACAACCUUGCGAAUCACCUAAUGCGUAUAAGRUAGUAAAGACGAGUUGUGAUGACAUGGACAAUUGUAUGUUGUCAGCUAAUGAUGGGCUAUUUGGUGAACAAUGUCAAAGUGACAAGAAGUACUUGGAUGUURCAUAUGACUGUGUUGACAAGGAACGUAAGUACAGCUGGUUUCAUCUAGUUUUUAUUCUUGCUAAUUACAACACUCAGYUCAAAUGUKGUUCUCGGUCCCUCUAGCCUCACCGUAGCCCAGAGUUUUAUCUACCGUAGAGGAGAGUAGGGAAGAGAAUUGCUGUGUUAUAUGUCCCAGUUGCUAGUUGUUGUAUGUUUGUCUGCUUUUUUAUUUUGUGUGGCUUUAAAGUUGUUUAUUUAUGCGUUCAACAUGCGGUAUAAGGUAGCCUUCAUAACCUAGGAUAGUCGAGGAUAGUUUAAUUUAAUUCGCAGAUAGACAUAUUUAUGGAUAUAUCAGUUAAAUGUCUUGACAGAUAAACGUAAAAAAAGUGUUUGAAUUCGUCACAGUAUCGGUGUCAGAAACUGAAAAAUAAUCGACUUUAUCCUAGAAAAGGGUAAAACUUGCCAACUGCUAGUAGCUAAACAAACCUUAAAUGACG
Exaiptasia diaphana is the source of this 4065-nucleotide messenger RNA. RefSeq lists its product as uncharacterized. Gene Ontology annotation, molecular function: carbohydrate binding. The transcript has 5 exons. Lineage: Eukaryota; Metazoa; Cnidaria; Anthozoa; Actiniaria; Aiptasiidae. The record is from RefSeq and is a predicted model, not a curated record. The coding region runs from base 152 to 3691 and encodes 1179 amino acids.